UUUUGAUCUGUCACAAUUUCAGAUUUUUCACUACUGAUCUAUAGCAUCUACUUUGUACUCUUAAUUUCAAUAAUUCAAUUAUCUUCCAGUAAAACUAAUUGUCUUCCAAUGUUUUUUUUUUAAUUUUUUUUUCAGAUUGAUGUAAACUUUAGGCACUUAGUUUCUAUGGAUGUAUAGUUUAGUUCAUAGAUUGUUUUGAGUUCUUCAAAUUUAUACUUUCUCAAAUUUUCAAGCAAAGUUUUAGAUUAUAAACGUUGAGCAUUAUGAAAACUUGGUGACGGUUCAGUUUAGUAGAAUCAAUAAGAAUACAGGGGCAACAUCAUAGAUGGUUUUUUUCUAUAGUGAAACUGAUCUGAAAUCUGAAGUGGGGUUUCUCUUUUUAUUUUCACACCCUCGGUUUCAACAACAAGACUUCAGAUUCUGGAGUUUAUUCUUUUUAUCACAUAAAAUUUUUCAAUUUUUGUUGGCAUCAUGGGGUUUAUUUUCCCCUUCUUCAUUUUGACCUGGGGCGUUGUUCAUGUUUCAUGUUGCUGGUCUGAGAGUUGGCUUCUUCUAUUUAGUUUGAUUGACUAUGGUUUAAUUUCUUUAGUAUUGAUAUUGGUAAGUACAUAAGGAACUUCUUAAUUGUUUCUUCAUUUUGUAUGAAAAUCCAUGGGCUGAAAGAAAAAAAAAAUCACUGGAUUAUGCAGUCAAAUUUUAGCUGUAAUUCACUGUAUUUCUGGACGGUAAAAGAUUUGCAUUUUAUCGAUGUUUGUUUGUAGAUGAGUGACACAGUGUUAUCAGUGUUUGUUUAAUUUGACUUCCAACGUUGUUUUAAAUCGACACAGUUCAUUAAAAAAAAAAAAACAAUUCCUCUUUUGGUAAGUUGACAAUGUCAAAUGUUUUUGGCUUUUAUUUUGAUUGAGUGUGCGAGGAAGCUUUCAACAGAAGAAGAGGUAUAUGUUUGAUUUGGAUUUCGUCUCAAAUUCAGUGUGUACCUGCUUCCUAUGUAACAUUUCAUUUCAGUGUCUAAAUGUUAUUCAUCAUUUCUAUGUAUCAUUUCAAUGUUGUUUUAGGUAAUCACAUUCAGUUUCUUUUCUAUCUUUUUUCACGUGGAACUUGAUUUUUAAUCGCUGCCUUAUCAAACAGGCUGUUAUUAAUUGUGGAGGACGUUGCGCAAGGAAUCUAAACAUAUAGAGUGCAGUUAUGCCUCCCAAGAGCAGGACAACAAGGAAAAGAAGCCUCUUAGAAGAUCACAGCUCAGUAAAUUUAUCCAAGAGCAGCACAACAAGAAAAAGAAGGCUCUUAGAUGGAGAUCCCAGCUCGGCAAAUUUAUAUCAUGCUGAGAGUCUGGCCGAAAGCUCAUCAAGACCAGGGGAUAUAUGUGUAAACUCAUGCAAUGAGACUGAAAGUACAAUAGUUGGAGGUUCAUCUUUUUUUGGUCAGGGGUUAUAUCAAAAGAGUAGACAAGGAAUGACUACGAAGUAUGAGGAUUUUGGUGACAAUGUUUUUGCAUGUAAUCAUUGUGGCGCACGUUUUUGGUUGAAAGAAGCAAACAAACAAAAGUCCAAAAAUGCACCCAUCAUCUAUACAAAUUGUUGUAAGAAAGGAGAAAUCAAAGUUCAGCAAUCAAACCCAAUACCGGCAUUUCUUGAACAUCUAUUGAAUCCAGAAAAUGGUCCAGAAAGCAGGCUUUUCAGAGAUAAUAUUAGAGUUUACAAUUCAAUGUUCUCUUUUACAUCAAUGGGAGCAACAAUUGAUCAUGGUGUAAACGUUGGAUCAGGUCCUUAUGUCUUCAAAAUAAAUGGUCAAGUACAUCAUUUAAUGGGUUCUAUGUUGCCUCCUGAUGGUGAAUGUCCUAAAUAUGCACAAUUAUACAUCUAUGAUACAAAAAAUGAGGUUGCAAAUCGUAUUAACGCUAUUGAUCCUUCUCAUAUCAAUGAAAAAAUAAAACCAGAUAUUGUACAAGGAUUGAUUAAGAUGUUUGAUGAAAUUAAUGAGUUGGUUAAAACUUAUCGAAUGAUCAGAGAUAAAUUUGAAGAUAAUUCUUUGCCUUCAUUCAAUAUGACUAUGCUUAGUCGCCAACUAACUGAUAGUAAACAAUAUGAGGAACCAACAAGUGAGGAAAUUAGCGGUUUAAUCGUUGGUGAUAUUGGAGAAUUCAAUUCAAAUAAAGAUAUAGUCAUUCAAUCAAACGACGGACAUUUAAAGCGGAUUUUCAAAAUACAUCCAAAGUACAUGUCAUUACAAUACCCAAUUCUUUUUCCAUAUGGUGAAGAUGGAUAUAAACCUGAUCUACGAAUGCAAGCAACUGCAACAAAUCGUGAAAAGAAAAGAGAUAAGAUAUCAAUGCGAAGUUUUAUUGCAUAUCAGAUUCAAGAUAGAAAUAACAAAACAAACACUUUAUUAAAAGGUGGACGACUGUUUCAGUAA
Messenger RNA from Rosa rugosa (rugosa rose), 2412 nucleotides. RefSeq lists its product as uncharacterized. The transcript is spliced from 4 exons. The record is from RefSeq and is a predicted model, not a curated record. The coding region runs from base 1186 to 2412 and encodes 408 amino acids. Lineage: Eukaryota; Viridiplantae; Streptophyta; Magnoliopsida; Rosales; Rosaceae.